Messenger RNA from Pezoporus flaviventris, 2213 nucleotides. RefSeq names its product cytochrome b5 reductase 4. The transcript is spliced from 16 exons. The coding region runs from base 90 to 1658 and encodes 522 amino acids. The record is from RefSeq and is a predicted model, not a curated record. Gene Ontology annotation, molecular function: heme binding; oxidoreductase activity. Gene Ontology annotation, biological process: generation of precursor metabolites and energy; superoxide metabolic process. Lineage: Eukaryota; Metazoa; Chordata; Aves; Psittaciformes; Psittacidae. Gene Ontology annotation, cellular component: endoplasmic reticulum.
CUCCGCCCGUCCCGCGCCUGCGCCCUGCGCUGGAGCGCUCAUCCCGCCCCCCUGCCCUGCGGGGCGCAGGCCGCAGCUCGGCCGGCAGCAUGCUGAAUGUGCCGCCGCAGGCUUUCCCUGCGCCCAGCUCCCAACAGCGGGCGGCAGCAGGCGGCCGCGCUAAGGUACCUUUAAAGCCAGGAAGGAGUCUUAUGGAUUGGAUUCGACUAACUAAAAGUGGGAAAGACAUGACUGGUUUAAAAGGGAGACUAAUUGAAGUGACUGAAGAUGAGCUUGCUAAGCACAACAAAAAAGAGGACUGCUGGAUAUGUAUAAGAGGAUUUGUAUAUAAUGUCACACCAUAUAUGGAAUAUCAUCCCGGUGGUGAGGAUGAACUAAUGAAAGCGGCAGGAACUGAUGGUACAGAUCUCUUUGACCAGGUUCAUCGCUGGGUCAAUUAUGAAUCGAUGCUGAAGGAAUGUCUUGUUGGGAGAAUGGCUGUCAAGCCUAUUACUGCCCCAAAAGAGAUUACUUCUGUGUCUGAAGAGAAGAAACAGCUUAAUGGUAUGCUUCCUAAGAAGAAAGUACCGUGUACUUCUUCUAAAGAUUUAACUCCAAGUUAUGACUGGUUCCAAACAGAUAGUUUGAUCACCAUUGCCGUAUAUACUAAGCAGAAGGGUAUGAAUGCAGACUCGGUGAUACUUGACUGUGAAGACAAACGAUUAAGGGGAGAGAUAAUCGUGGAUGACUACUCAUAUCUUUUAGAAGUUGAUUUGAAUCAUGCCGUUCAAGAAGACGUGGCUGUAAAUAUUGCUGAAAAAGUCGGGAAAGUAGAGAUUAUCUUAAAGAAAAAGGAUAACGUUCAUUGGAAAAUUCUGGGACAGCCCUUGGAGAAUCAUAAUACGUUUAUGAAACGUACGGACAGAGGACUGUUCUACAGAAAAUGUAAGCUGGUUUCUAAGACGGAAGUUACCCAUGACACCAAGCUCUUCUGCUUACUGUUGCCUGAGAGCACACAUCUCCGUGUUCCCACUGGACAACAUGUUUACCUCAAACAAAUCAUUGCAGGGACAGAGGUAGUAAAACCAUACACACCUGUAUUGCCUUUUCUGCCACUGGAUUUCCAAGAACCAUCUUGCCAUGAUAGUGCACAUAUAUAUUUAAUGAUUAAAAUUUAUCCCUGUGGACUGUUCACACAGGCCCUUGACCAUCUACAAAUUGGAGACUAUAUUUCUGUCAGCAGUCCUGAAGGUAGCUUCAAGAAGUCACAGGUUCAAACUUCAGAAGAGCUGUUUUUAUUGGCAGCAGGCACAGGCUUCACACCAAUGGUUAAACUGCUGAAUUUUGCUCUGACUGAAGUUAGUUGCCUCCGGACAGUGAAGCUAAUCUUCUUCAACAGAACAGAAGAUGACAUACUUUGGAGAAACCAACUAGAGCAAUUAGCUCUUAAAGAUGAAAGGUUUGAGGUUCAAUUCAUUCUCUCACAACCAGUAAGGGACUGGGUGGGUAAACAGGGGAUGAUUUCUUCAUCUCUUCUCUCUGAGUUUGUGAAAAGAAGCAGAAAAGACUCCAAAGUCCUUAUCUGCAUCUGUGGUCCAACGCCCUUUACAGAACAAGGAGUGCAAUAUUUGAAGGAUCUUGGUUACUCCCAAGAAGAGGUGCACCCUUUCACUGCAUAAUCCCAUAGGAGAAGAUUAAUGUUUGUAUAAUUCAAUGUUAUUUAUUUACCUUCAUGAAUUUAAAUAAGUGAGAAGCAAUUUUGUAAGACUUGAAAUCUCGCUCUUGGUACCAAACUGUUUCUCAGAAGUAAUGUAUCUUUGAAAAAAAUUUAUAAUGUGUUUUAUCUUGGUUUUGUAAAUAUUUUUGCUAAUACUUAAGUCAUCCAGGGUAUUAAUUUAUUAAAGAGGCAAGCAAAAAUGCAUAGUGUACAUUAUGUAAGAUAUUUCAUGGUUUUGGUUCAUGAGAAUUCUUAAAUUUAUUAGAAGCACUGAUUUCAGGUUUGAAUUGAAAAAGAUUAUUAUUUCUUACUGUAAAAGGUCUUAAGAGCAAUACUGUCUGAAAUGAAAUAUUGCACUGUAACUCAGGUGACUGGUCAUUGAAAAAUGUUCUUUUUCAUCUGAUUUCUCUAUUUGACUUGUAAGUGAUCCAGAUACAUUUUUAGCUUUGUAAGCAAAGAAUAGAAGUACCUUUGGUACAUCAAAUAAUAAAAAAAAAUUACAAUUUUACAUCAUGCA